AUGUACGAAGUCUUUCUGUCCACCAUUGUCGCCGAUGAGGACAUCAAGGCAACAUGCUCCAUCCUCGCCGGCCUCUGCGCCAUGCCACCCUGGGAGAGCCUCCAUCGCGUCCUCUACUUCAAAGGCCCCUCACGACCCAAUGGCAUCUCAAACCAGAACUCCAUCGUCAAAUCUCAGCGUAAAGAUGUGCCCGGCCUGUGGAAAGACCUUCAUCAGCAGCUGAGUCGCCAGUCCUACGUCAUCCAGGCCCGAUACGAGGUCUUCAAGGACAAGGACUUUGGCACCGAAACGCCUGCUGACUUUGACGCCCGCGCCGGCGUCCUGCGCUGGACCGACUUCCCCGAUCCGCCGCACAAGGGUUCCGCCGCUCAAGAGCGAGGCCAUCGAGGAGACGUUCCAGUUCUACCGCGACGAUGCCGAGUUCUGUCUCUUCCGUCACUACCAGCUGCCCCCGACCCCGGACGGCACGCCCCUCGCCCGCGUCGGCGCCUGGGAGACGGGCUUCACCCCCUCCGAUCCGGCCCGCGCUGGAUCUUCCUCGUCAAGGUCCACGUCCUGCAGGACAACAAGCCCGACGAGAUCCUCAAGGCCCACGAGCAGCUGGCCAACAUUCGCCGCGACCUCGAGGGCGUCUUUGAGUUUAAGACGUUCGACCGCCGCAUCCACGAUACGCGCGUCGCCGUCGAGAUGCGCAACGCCCCGGCUCCGCUGCCGCAGGUCAUCCGGGCGACGUAG
Verticillium alfalfae VaMs.102 is the source of this 735-nucleotide messenger RNA. RefSeq lists its product as hypothetical. NCBI's taxonomy places the organism in Eukaryota, Fungi, Ascomycota, Sordariomycetes, Glomerellales, Plectosphaerellaceae. Gene Ontology annotation, cellular component: mediator complex. Gene Ontology annotation, molecular function: transcription coregulator activity. Gene Ontology annotation, biological process: regulation of transcription by RNA polymerase II. The record is from RefSeq and is a predicted model, not a curated record. The transcript is spliced from 2 exons. Bases 1 to 735 code for a protein of 244 amino acids.